UCUUUUCUUUUUACGUAAACGAUAAGAACCACCGGGAUGAGUUAAGAUUAGAGAAUAUUGGAAGCGCAAAGUUUAUCGACGAUCCAUGAAAUUAUCGGACCCGUCGAUCUUUUACCCUUCUGAGAUCGUGCAGCACGAAUUGGCCAUGAAACUACUACAAGGAGCCACCAUUGCCAGCUCGGUUCUGUCUAUUUUAUCUACCAAAGAUUGAAAAUAACGGAAAAGAAAAGAUGUUAUAUAUGUAUGUAUGUGUGUACGGUGUUGUUUCGAUAUUGUCACUAAAUUUCUUAUCGAUUUUAUUACGUAUUCUAAAGGACGGUCAAAGUCGAAACGAAACGAAACGUAUCAUAACGUAACGAAACGAAAUCAUCGAGUUGUGUGUUAAAAUAAAUUCCGAGUAGAGAGAAACAUUCGGUAUGAAGAAUUCGAACGGAGGUGUUAGUGUGUGAACGUUCUAAAGGAGAAAAAAGGGAAAUAAAAUUGUAUCAAGGAUGUCGUGCAGAAAGAAAAUCGAUUCGAAGCUUUGGCUCAAUUACACGCAGGCGUAUUGUUCACCAACUAAGCUAUUCGUGCAUCGUGAUAACAGUUAUCGGCUACAAAUUCCAUAUUAAGAGACUGGAAUCUUACGAGCAACGAGUUUCUAAGAUGGAAACCGAAGUUCGAACGUUAAAGGAAGAGUUAGCACAUACUCAAGAAACAUUAAAAGCUGCGACGAAAAGAUGUCGAGAUUUGGUGAGAGAAUUGGACAAUCGUACCGCAGUAUACGAAUCCGAAAGGACGUUAAGGGAUCAACAGUUAUCACGGAUUCUACGUGCACUGUUGAUCCUAGAAGCUCGACUGAAGCAAGAACAAAAGUCGAUUAGGCAGGUAUUAUGUGAAAAGGAUAACGUUAUUAGGAAUCAACAAUUGGAAAUCGCUAGGCUAAGACGUUACACCAAAAAUUAUAUCAAAUCUAAGCGUGAGCAGAUAUUAGGGAGGACAUCGGGUAUAAAGGUCAACAUUGGUCCUAACGUUGAUAAGAGUUCUUCGUUGGAGAAGACUGAAAAACUCGAGAAUGAAAUCGACUCGAGACAAGACGACGAUGAUCUCAGUAAAGAGAUCGAGAAUCUCAAGUGUGAAAUUAUCACGAAACUCGAUUCUUCCGAGGUAAUACCAGUAGCUUUGGAGAACUUGGAUCGUGGGAUUAAGAAGACAUACAGUUUUGCGGGUAGCGACGUUUCGAAGACGAGUAUGACGAGUAGCGAAAAUACAGAUGCAUCUAUCGUUACCACCACUACGGAGGGUAGUCCAUCGUUGAUUAGUACGGAAGGAUUUUGCGAGGGUGAGAGUACGGAUGUAUCACCGGGUUCGACCUUGAACAAAUCGAAUAGGUGUACACCAACAACAGUAACGGAUAGUGAAAACGAGACGACUAUGAUAUUCGAUGAGGAUAACAACGAGUUGGAUGAGGGCGAGGGGGAAGACGAAGACGAGGAAUAUAACGAGAAUAUCAAUGAUGAUAACGAGAGAGAAACAUUAUUGGUCGGUGAGGUUGCAUUUAAUUCGACGAAGAGGAAAAGUUCUUUAGGUAGAUCGAAAUCUCAAAAAGGUUCGACGAAAGGCUCGAUAGUUGGUACGAAUAUUAUAAGAACGGAAAGUAAGGACGACGGUAUGGAUUGUAAUUUUGUCUCGGAGGACGAGGAGAAGGAACAAGAACCGAUAUACGUCAAUUCCUGCAACGAGAACAAUGCGAAAAAUUUGGAACAUUCGAAUGGGAGAGUCGUGCCCGAAAUUUGUCAGAAUUAUACCAAUAACAAUAACGAUACUUCGAUCGAAGUCGAGACGACGGAUGAACAGAAUACGGAAGAGACUAGUGGUAAUUGGUAUAGCGAUCCUGACGAAGAUAAAACUAAUGACGACGUAUUCAGGCAUACUUCAUAUCGGUCGAAUAGUAAUCAUAAUUCCGUCCUUGAAUGUGUCAAUCAAAUACUUUUGAGGGAUAUGGAAGACGAGGAUCGUGUUCUUUCGGUACCGAGGAGAUUUAAACACAGAGGUAGGACAGUGAGGUUUCAACCGGCCAGAUUAUCGGAUAUCGAAUCGGUUGGUUCAGAAAUGGAAAGGAAAAAUUCAGAGGAAGGCUUGAUGGAAAAGGAGACUCUCAGCGGUGAUUUUAGCGAUCAGAGAUCGAUGAACGUUGCCAGUUUCGAGGCCACAGCUUCCGAGGACGAAUAUGGCAUGAGAAUAACUCAUCCGGUUGAUCCGAACGAAGUGGUCAAUUCUAGCGUAGAAUCUGUUCUCGAGGAUGACCCUGAAGAACCAAAAGUUAUACCGAUCGUAAUUAUAGAGCCAAAGGUCGAACCAGAAGAAAUAAAAAAUUCAGGUCUUGCCUCGUCAACGCAGAAGCCAAAAAUACCUAUCCAAUCGGUUAGUCCACCGCUUAGAAUGGAAAGAAUCGAAGAGAAGACGUGUUUGCAGAUGUCGACGAAACGUUUGACCAUAGCUAAGAAUCUUGAUUACGAGGACAUCGAGUCCUUGCCAGAAGUUAUAUUGCCAUCGCCUAAGACUCCACCGGCGUUACCACCGAAGCCACAAUUUCGAAAUAAUACCUUGAUAUUAAAGAAAAUACCAAGCCCGUCGUUUUUGAUUGACGAAACAAGGAAGAAAUUGUCGGAGGUGAGCUCCGCUGCACAUGGAAAAAAGAUCUUCACUCUCAUCGGUUCACCGAUCGAAUCUUCAUCGGCGAUCGCAAAGACGUCUGUUAAAAAUUUAAACUUUGACGAAACGGCUACGAAAAAUGUUGGUAACAACGAGGAUGGUAAUUUUUGGAAAAAUCGAUUCAAUAACGUUCGCUCGUCCUUUCAAUCGCGGCAUUCCAACGAGAAGAAUGUCGUCGUCCAUCGAUCACGCAAAAUUCCAAGGGUUACAAACAUAGUGCGACACUUUGAGGAAUUUAAAAUUGGCGGAGAGAACGAGGAACGAUCUAAGGAACGUAGCAAACCGAAGGAGAGAUACGUUCGCACGGAAUUCGGUCAAGAAUUCGACAUAAGGCAAAACUUUGAGGAAUUCAACCUCGAUGAAUGCGAUCUUUCGGAUGAUCCAAAUCGGCCGGAAGCCGAUGGUUCGGAACGACUUAGUAAUAAUCAUCUCGUAGUUCCAGUUAGUCAAAAUGAAACUAAUAACGCACUGACCAAAGACAAUAAUAAUCAUCCUACGACUGCUACGAAUAAUGCGAAUACUGGUUAUGACAAUUUCUUAGAAGCAACGGGUCUGAGCAACAAAUCCAUAUUAACACCCUCGAGAUUAUUGAGUAAUCAUAAGAGUAUGCUUAAACCUAAGGACGUUAAGUAUAAGAACAAAAUAAAAGCUACGGCGAUUUUAGAAAAACAUAAUGCCUCGACGUCUAACGCUACUACGACGACGAUGUCGACGACAACGACGACAACGACGACGACGACGGCGACGACGUCGAUGUCAACGACGACGACGUCGACGACAACGACGACGACGACCACAACGACACACGUCAGACAUUGGACUGGUCCAUUUGUCUGAUGAUUAAUUGAACGUUUUUCUAAAAGUUAUACCAUUUACAAACAAGAGGAGAAUGAUUUGUUAGAAAGAGUCUUUUGAAGAUUAAUAUUAUAAAUUAUUUUAGAUUUGAAAUAUAUCGAUUCCCGUUAUGCAAAGCUAAUCAAAUGUGCUUGCAAAUUUUUCCUGUGUAUAUGUGUGCGUGUGCAUAACUAAUAUUCUCAAUAUGUUCCGUUCGUCGUUGAAUGAUUCCUAAAGAUAUAUAUCCAAUGGAUUAUUAAUUACUGUUUUUAAAAUAUACCCUAUGGUAUUUCUGUAUAAUUGUAAACAACAAAAAUUGUAGUCACUUUUAUAUUAUUAUUGUAAUAGUUCAAUUGAAAGAGAAAAGUAUUUAUAUGUGUAUGCUAAAAAAUA
This is a messenger RNA of Vespula pensylvanica (western yellowjacket), 3921 nucleotides long. Its product is annotated as serine-rich adhesin for platelets-like. Lineage: Eukaryota; Metazoa; Arthropoda; Insecta; Hymenoptera; Vespidae. The record is from RefSeq and is a predicted model, not a curated record. The transcript is spliced from 5 exons. The coding region runs from base 646 to 3531 and encodes 961 amino acids.